AUGAAUCCAAUUCCCACCUAUGAACAAUUCGGUAACAAAGAUCGGAGCAUCGAAAAGUUAAUCGUUAAGGCAAAGGAAAAGAUAUCAGGAUCGGGGACAAUCAAUGAUGUGAAGAGCAUGAGAGAAUUGUUGAUCCUCAAUUUUGGCUUCAAGGAGGAGAACAUUCUGGUUCUGACAGAGCAGGAGAUAGAACCAGAACUAAUUCCAACAAAGAAAAACAUCCUGAAAUCCCUGGAAUGGCUCGUGAAGGGCUGUCAAGCGGGUGACUCCCUCGUGUUCUACUUCUCCGGCCAUGGCUUAAGUCAACCAGAUUUUGAAGGCGAUGAGCGAGAUGGGUUUGCCGAAAAUAUUUGUCCGGUGGAUUUCAUGACCGAAGGCAUGAUCGUUGACAAUGAUAUUAAUGCAACCAUUGUUUGGCCGCUCAAAAAAGGUGUCACUCUUCAUGCAAUUGUCGAUGCCUGUCACAGCGGAACUGUCCUUGAUCUUGAGCAUGUCUACAAUAGGCAAGAAAACAAAUGGGAAGAUAACAGCCCUCUAUCUGGAAAUGCUAGGAAACAUCCGGAUGGUGGAUUGGCAAUAUCUCUCAGUGCUUGUCUUGAUAAUCAAGUUGCUGCUGAUACCACCGCAUUCACAGGAAAGACAAUGAAUGGAGCUAUGACCUUCCUUUUAAUUAAAAUUCUGAAGAAAUAUCACGGAGCAACAUAUGGUGACCUACUUGAUAUGAUGCAUGAAGAAUUGGAGAAAGUUAAUGAAAGCAGAUGCUUUGCUGAAAAAAUCUUAAAAAAAAUAACGAAAAACAUGUUAUUGCAGAAGCCUCAGAUUUCAGCUUCCAAACCAUUCGAUGUUUACAAGGAACAUUUUGUUCUGUAA
Molecule: messenger RNA, 870 nt
Organism: Populus nigra (black poplar)
Lineage: Eukaryota; Viridiplantae; Streptophyta; Magnoliopsida; Malpighiales; Salicaceae
Product: metacaspase-1-like
Exons: 6
Coding region: 1-870 (289 amino acids)
Biological process (GO): proteolysis
Molecular function (GO): cysteine-type endopeptidase activity
Source: RefSeq, a predicted model, not a curated record